Frankliniella occidentalis (western flower thrips) is the source of this 2315-nucleotide messenger RNA. RefSeq names its product protein eiger. Gene Ontology annotation, molecular function: receptor ligand activity; tumor necrosis factor receptor binding. Bases 382 to 1458 code for a protein of 358 amino acids. Gene Ontology annotation, cellular component: membrane. The transcript has 10 exons. NCBI's taxonomy places the organism in Eukaryota, Metazoa, Arthropoda, Insecta, Thysanoptera, Thripidae. The record is from RefSeq and is a predicted model, not a curated record. Gene Ontology annotation, biological process: immune response.
UAUUUUGUAUUGAUUGAUCAAUGUUGGUUGGGAGAGGGUGAAGUCAUAGCGGAAAGCGAAUCAUGUUUUGAAUAUUCGUCUCAAAAAGAGAGAAAAUCACGGCUGCUUAGGGAAAGAAUGUUAAUCGGGUCCACCUUGAAGGUGGGGAAUAACUCAAUUGAUGCAUUUCCUUUUCCUCCGUGUUAAACUGCAGUCAUUAUUUGUCUUGGAGCAACAUCCCAAGAAAAAUGGCAGGAUUAAUAGUACUGCAUCAAAUCCCACCUUUUUCAAUUCAGUGAUGCUAACUGUCUUUUCCUAACUGCUUUUUAUCUGAUGUAAACUUUUUUAGGGGUUUCGGGGUCUCUAAAGAGUGUUGUUUUCUUAAACUGGAUACAUUUCAAAAUGAAAAUACCAUUGUAUCAGAAAAUCUCAGAGAAAGCCAAUGUGGUACCUGGUCCAAGUAUUGGGAAUGCUUCGUGCUCAGUAAAACAGAAUAAACAGUUUUAUGAGAUUGAAAACUCAAUAGAAAUUCAUCUGAAAAGUAGUCGUGCAGUGAGAAGAUUUAUUAUACCAAUUUUUAUACUAUCAUGGCUUUCAAUGCUCCUCAUUCUUCUAUUUGUUCUUAACACUCUAAGAUAUCAAAUAGAGAGUCAGCAGGUUGAGAUGGAAAGUUUAAAAUUUAAGAUCAAUAAUUUGAACCAAGAAGUAUUGUCUCUUAAAAAUUUAGCAGAAGCUACUGAUCCGCGUCCUAUAGAUGGGACAAAGCACGAGAUCAAAAGCGAAAGUCGAUUGGAAACCACCUCUCUUAUGACUUUGAAUGAAGUUAGCACAUUCUCGAGAAAGAAACGAGAUACAUCUGAAGAAGCAAAGGAUUUCAAGAAUUUGAAACCAUCUGGAAGAAAAAUAAAAGCCAGUGGUUCAGGAAGAAACAGUAAACAGUUUCGUACUCAUAGGAGGAAUAAAAUUCAGCAGGCACAACGCUUAUGUCAGUGUCAGAAGUGUCUCAGAGCCAAUAACACCAAUUUUAGUGAUUUCCAGGCCAUUCAUCUUAAAGGUGCUCAUCCAGAAACUGUUGUGGAAUCUGGCCAUGUUGGUCCUUGGUUUGUAGAUUCCAAGGCUGUGGCAGAUAGCAAAUUGUCAUCUUCUUUUCAAUUAAGAGAGGAUGGGCAGAGCAUUGAAAUAAAAUCUUCGGGCUUAUACUUCAUUUAUGCUCAGGUGUAUUAUCUUACUUCACAUGCUUUGAAUAGUUUCACCAUAAAAUUACUUCCGAAGGAUUCUGACAGUCCAACAACUCUGGCAUUCUGUAGCAGCACCACAGUUGCAGACAAAUCAACUUCAGAAAUAAGCUGUUAUACUGCAACUGUUCACACUUUGCAAGCUGGAGACCGUAUACAUGUACAACAGCGUGAGAAACACCGUAGGCUUAUUAUGAGACCUGGCCAUUCUUUCCUUGGUCUUGUUAAGUUAGGUGUUAGCUAAGUCAUAAAGUAAUAUUCUUGAAGCUCCUCAUUUUUCUGUUUGACUGACUAAUAAUAGCCCAUCCAUAAACAAGGCUGUGGUAGACUACAGUAUUUUUGUGAAAAUAUGUUCUUUUGAGUAAAAACAGGUUUUUUUACAAAUUUUUUUGAGAUGUUUGUCCAUAUUAAUAGCCACAAGUUACCAAAAAAGGAAAAGUUUAACUUCAUAAAAAGACUUUGUGGGAUACAAGAUUGUCAUAAUUACUUUAAGUUUUGCAUUAUAGUGUAGUGAUGUGUACUUAGACCUCUGUAUUGUUUAAUUUCUUUUAGAAUAGAUUAUUAUUUUGUACUCUUCAAUCAAUGUGAUAUGAGCUGUCUUGUCUCUGCUGCUCUGAAAUGUGCCAUAUAGUGCAAACACCAGGUGUUAGUUAUGUUCAACAAAAAGUUCUGAAUUCAAAUUUAGCGGUAGGUAGGGUCGUGGAUGGGCGGCAGAAGAUUGUGAAGUCCUCUUUUUUAAAUGAUUCUUGUCAAACCUAAGACAUUUGCUGGGAUCAUUUUUAAUUUCGAAGUAGCAUUCUUGUAAGAGCUAGAUCAAGUUCUCAUCAGCGUGGUGUGUUCAAUCAAACAUGUGUGUAUUAUAAAUUUUCUUGUAUUAAAACUCAAGUACCUGAUACCUGUUUGCGUUUUACAUGUGCCCUUACCUUUGCACGGUAUGCUGUAGAGAUAAAAGUCACCUUUAGUGUAAACCAGAGACCCUGGUAUGUAUUUGUAAAACAAAAAUUGGCCUUGUCAUUAGGUUGAAUCCUUUCCAUCAUGUCUGUAUCCAUUUAUGUAUUCUGAAAUAAAAGUGCCCUCUUAAAUAAAAAACUCAAACCCAAA